Molecule: messenger RNA, 270 nt
Organism: Suillus subalutaceus
Lineage: Eukaryota; Fungi; Basidiomycota; Agaricomycetes; Boletales; Suillaceae
Exons: 2
Source: RefSeq, a predicted model, not a curated record
GCAGUCAAUGCAGCAAACACAAACCAAAGCAACCUUGGAGCUACAGGGGUGGGCACUAUAGCUUGUGCUUGCCAUGGAUGUUUUGUUCCCCACUGCAUAGUAGACUUUUGGAAGGGCAAACACCACAUGGAUAUAGAUUAUUUGGUAUGCAAUGCUAUUAAGCAUGCUGCCAACAGAAUUGAUGACUUCCUAGUAAUUUAUGAUGCGGAUUGCCAGUGGAGUCUUCACUUUGCAAAAUGUGUCAGCAAUUGCACUGGUUUGAUGAUACCC